This is a messenger RNA of Adelges cooleyi (spruce gall adelgid), 2494 nucleotides long. Its product is annotated as chitooligosaccharidolytic beta-N-acetylglucosaminidase-like. Bases 106 to 1956 code for a protein of 616 amino acids. Gene Ontology annotation, biological process: ganglioside catabolic process; glycosaminoglycan metabolic process; carbohydrate metabolic process. The transcript is spliced from 9 exons. Gene Ontology annotation, molecular function: beta-N-acetylhexosaminidase activity. The record is from RefSeq and is a predicted model, not a curated record. Gene Ontology annotation, cellular component: membrane. Lineage: Eukaryota; Metazoa; Arthropoda; Insecta; Hemiptera; Adelgidae.
AUAUAAAAUAAGAGAGCGCAGUAGUUCCAGUACGUCAGAGAAAUAUGAUAUAGUGCUAACAGAAUAACCACGACCGCUGUAAGUACACAAGAAUGCUAAUAACCGAUGGCACGUUCGACUAUCGUUUUUUUAACAAUGAAAAAGAUUAUCGCUUCGAUCGUCGUCAGUGUCCUACUCUUUAAAUUGGUAAACUGCAAUGAUUACGAUAACGAUAAUCAAUGGCCAAACAUUGGCAAGGCGUAUGCAUGUGUGAACGGCACGUGUGUCUUGGCGAAAUUCCAAACGACCGAAAACGAAAACGGCCAAUUAAACGGAUCUCUUGAAGUAUGCCGAAUGGUUUGCGGUCAAAGCGGAUCUCUAUGGCCAAUACCGACAGUCAAGACUUCAAUCGGAAAAUCAGUCGUCGUUUUCGGGUUGGACAAAUUGAAAUUUGAUUUUACCCGCGUGGCCGGCGUACUCGGUGUGGAAUACUUGAAGGAAGCGUCGCAAGUGUUCGUAGACUGUUUGAAGAAACUCUGCAACCCCAAGUGCGUUACUACCGUGCAACAACCCAUCGUUUACGUUAACACAUCGGCGCCUUUCGAUAACAUAAGAUGGAACACCGACGAAAGUUACCAACUGGAUAUCAUCACACGUGGCGAUCAAACGGCGAUUAACAUAUCAGCGCCGACCGUUUAUGGAGCGAGACACGGUAUAGAAACCCUUCGCCAAUUGAUAGCGACUUAUGGGUCACGAUCUUCGGGUAAGAAAUUAGCGAUGGCCGCCAAUGUUCACAUAGUCGAUCGUCCGAAAUAUCCGCACCGAGGAUUCAUGUUGGACACGUCAAGACGGUUUUUCUCGAUUUCGUCAAUAAAAAGAAUCAUUGACGGUAUGGGCCAUUCCAAACUCAACGUGUUCCAUUGGCACGCAACCGACACGCAUAGUUUCCCAUUGGAUUUACCCAGUGUCCCCCAAAUGUCCAAGUAUGGAGCGUACAGUCCCGAAAAGACAUAUUCAUACGGUGAAAUUAAAAACCUUCUCCGGUACGCUCUGAUCAGAGGAGUGAGAAUUAUUAUGGAAAUCGAUUCGCCAUCACACGUUGGCAACGGAUGGCAAUGGGGCGAGUCUGCCGGUUUGGGAAACAUGGUAGUUUGUCUUGGAAAACAUCCGUGGUGGAAAUAUUGUGUGCAACCGCCUUGUGGUCAACUCAAUCCGCUAAACAUUAACACGUACAAGUAUUUAGGAAAAAUAUACAAGGAUUUAAUCGACCUGUUUCCAAAAGGAGAAGCGUUCCAUAUGGGAGCCGAUGAAGUAGCUAUUCAAUGUUGGAAUACAACUACCGAAAUCGUUGACUGGAUGAAAACUAAUAAAAACAAUCUGAGCUUAGAAUCGUACUUUGAAUUGUGGUCAGAAUUUCAAGAUAAAGCGUUGACAGCUUACGACCAAGAAGUCGGUAAUUCCGAUUCCGACAUAAUCGUCUGGACUAGCGGUAUAACAGAUUCUGGUAUCAUAGAAAAAUAUCUUGAUAAAAACAGAUACAUUGUGCAAGUUUGGCAAGGUUCACUAGUUCCCGUGGAGUUGGCCAAUUUAGGGUACAAGGUGAUAUUGUCCGACGAAAACAUCUACUAUCUUGACCACGGGUUGAGGCCAUCUACACAUUAUCAUUCUUGGAAAGAGAUCUACAAUACGCCCAUACCCAUAGUCAAUAAUCCUGAUCUUAUUCUAGGAGCAGAGACAUGUUUGUGGACGGAAUACGUUGAUGAAUUUGGCUUGGACUUGAAAGUGUGGCCGAGAGCUGCAGCUGUGGCUGAGAGGUUUUGGUCAAAUCCGUUAAUUUCAGACACAUCAUCGGUCGAUGCAGCUGAAUACAGGCUGUUAGAACACCGCAAACGACUCAUAUCCCUUGGAAUUCAACCGGAGAGUAUUCUCCCAGAAUGGUGUGAGGAUCAAGAAGGCAAGUGCAUCGUCGGUUACUAGACUGAAUGACAAAAAAAAGAAGCAUCAAUGCCACAUCAAUUUUAUUUUCAUAUAAUAUCAUCCUGCCAAAUGCCAUACUACGAUUUUCUAACGUUUUCUAAUAUAAAAUAUAUUGUUUUAACUAUUAUACGAAUUAUAUGCUUAAAUAUUAUAUUUUAAGUCAUUGUCGAGUGACAGUUGUUCAAAACAUAAUUGGUUAGUUCAUUUCUAGCCUCAUUAACUUAUCCCAGAGUAGACAAUGGCCAGGUUCAAUUACACAUAUAAAUGUAUUCAAUUACAAAUUACUAAUUGCAAUAAGUCGAUGUACUUAAACACAAGAUACCAACUAAGCCGACAACUUUUUGAAGUAGACAACGCUAUAUUGUGUUAUCCACGAAAUUGCAUCUACCAUGAAUUUAAUGUGUGCUUGUUGAUUAUAUUAUAAGUAUUUUGUGAUAUUUGGAGCGAUUAGACAUUUCAUUCGAGACAUGAGUGAAAGUUGUUUUACGCUAUAUUAGUAGUAGUUUGUUGUAUUAUAAUAUUAUAUUGAACAAAUAAU